UUUGAUUUUGGAAAACUAUUAUGUGCAAAAGUGUUUGAAGCCCUCAAGAAAGACUGAGAAAUAUAGCUACGUAUUUUUAGAUUCAGAUAAUUAGUUUCGUCGUGCAUGAAACAUUGUAAACAUAAAUAAUAAUACAUCAAGUUAAAAGAGCAUCAAUGUUUCGGCUGCAAUUGACGAGAAGUCGCGGAAGGCUAUCGUGUCAUCGACAUAUUAAUUGCUCGGCAGCAGAGGAAGUCAAAAACGUCAUUCAGGAAGCGUAAAUUGAAUCGAGAAAUUCAGUCAAGAAAGAUGUUUAAAUGGAAAAUAUGAAUGAACUCGAAAGAGUCGGUAAAAUAUUUGAAUGGGAAAGAAAUAUACAUCGUAUCGAGUUGGUCAGAAAAGACGCGUUUACCGAGUUUGUUACGAGUUAUUCCGGAAGGAUAUGCGUGUUUAGAGUAGUGAUUCAUUGCAGCUGGGUUUAGCGCGGUCCACGGACUAACAGAAACCCGGUGGCUGCCCUAUUAAAACCAGGAAACCGGUGUUAAAAAUGGCAGGGAAAUUAGCAAACCUCAAGAAUAAACUUCAAUCGAUGGAAGAACAGAUUGAAAGUAAAGACGAAGAACUAUAUCAUCUGAAGAAUGAAGCAGAAAAGGUGGACGAUUCGAUUGUCAAGGCGGAAGCAAAAGCUAAAGCUUCGGAUGAAAAAUGUAGUUUGAUGGACGAGAAGAUUCGUGAACUAAAGAAUCAACUCCAAAGCAUAAAUCUGAUUCUUACAAAAACGGAAGAGGACAAUCAAGCAUUAAAAUGGAAAUCAAUGCAAACUUCGGAUGAAGCAGAGCUAGCGGAAAAAAUUAAAAGUUUCGAUGAACGUGUAGCUAUCUUGAAGAAAAAGCUCGACGAUCAUCACAACGAGUCCAAGAAAGAAAUAGAUUUGUUGGAACAGCAAAUAGAAGAGCUUGAAGUGGAAGAUAUGGAAUCAAAACAGAGAGUGAAAACGCUUGAAGGAUCUGUAGUAGUGCUCGGAAAUGAAGCGAGAUCUUCGGAAAUUGCAUCAGUAAAGAAGAAAAAUGAAAAUACGAGUUUGAAGGACAAAAGAGACAGCUUGGAAAGAAAAAGUAAAGAACUUCCAAAACUCAUUGAUGAAAGCAUCUCCCGAUCAGACGAACAAAUCGAAGUUCUAAGAGAAAUAGAGAGCAACCUUGAAGAGGCGAUAGCUGAAUACAAUAAGACCAAACUAGAAUAUGAUUCACUGAUGGCUGAGUUCAACGAAAUAUGAUGAUACCAGAUACAGAAACCAAGCAGCAAAUUUAAUGAGGUUAAAAUAAUAAAAACUCAAAUCUACAGUAUUCGAUAAAAAUAUUCGAUUUUGCCCACCUCCAGUUAUUUGGUUUGUAUGCUAAUGUAUACAUGAGAAAGAUAUGCUAUUUGCAAGAGAAUAGUCCAAAUUGUUUUUGUUUUUUUAUCACAUGUGAGUGACUUAUUGUCCAAGGUUCAGCACAAAAUCAUAUUUUAAAAAGUGCUUUGUAUUUUUUGUAAAUAACAUGAAUAAACUUGCUAUUUCGUGGAAAGAGA
Styela clava is the source of this 1551-nucleotide messenger RNA. RefSeq lists its product as uncharacterized. Lineage: Eukaryota; Metazoa; Chordata; Ascidiacea; Stolidobranchia; Styelidae. The record is from RefSeq and is a predicted model, not a curated record.